AUAAACAGAGGAAACACUGCGGAUGCACAACCAGGUUUCGAAAUUGCACCUUGCUGUAAUUCUACUAUUCUAACUCUCAACAGUAAAUUGAGACCCCGACUUGAGUUAAUUUGUUUCUGGGAAUAUCAACACGGUUAAGCGUAUGAUAACGGUCCUAUAUGUGAGAAAUCGCGUAUAGCUAACAAAAUGUUAAGUCAUAUACCUAACUGUCUUUGAGUCACCCAAUGAAUUCGGGUAGAAAAAAAAAUCCACAAAUUGAUGAAAAGCACUAUGCCUAUAAAACCAUGAGACUAUAAGAUGCUACUUUAUCAGAACCACAGCGAUCUCAGUGGUGGAAAUGUUGGACACACGGGGAGGGUCGACUUACAGAUGACAUUGACGCUAUGUAGAUGAGAACGGGGAUUUGUGGUCCGCGUAAUAACCCUGGCCGCUGAAGAUAGACGGUGUUACGAGGUGAAGCUGCUGCCUUUUCGUGGUGUUGUUCCCCCCCCCGCUCUGCUCUCCUCUGCUUGUCUCUCUCUCCUUCAGGCAUCACCAAGCUAACGGACAGCACCACUCACACCUAGUUCCUGCUUUCCUGCAAACUCACCUUUCCCAUCAGGAUCAUAGUUUAGUUUUGCUUAUCUAUCUCUAAAAAUAUUUGAUUUGGUCUGCCCGGUUAGAAGCUUCAAGAACACAACUUUUCGAAGAACGCACGGAUACUAUACCAUGUCCAACAAUUCUGGCUGGCACAGCAGUUUAAUUGUUCGCUUUUAACUUCCUCGGUGUUCCCUCUCCUUCUCCCGCUCCUUCACAUCCAACGGUCAAUCGGCUGGGUAACGAACCGCGAAGCUGCUCUCUACGUGGAUCAGUGGGGUUAAAAUCUUCCAACCGCCUGCCAGCCUUGCCAGGAAAUCUAAACCUAAUCAGAGAGACAUGGCGACUAAUGGAACUAAAGCCUCGGAUGGACACGUUUUAACGGAGGUGAAUGCGGAGCCUAAUGACAAACCCAAAACCUUGGUCGUAAAAGUUCAGAAAAAGGAACUUCCCGAAAGAGAGAACUGGACUGGAAAAUUUGACUUUCUCCUGUCUUGCGUCGGGUACGCAAUUGGUCUCGGAAAUGUCUGGAGAUUUCCUUAUCUAUGUGGGAAGAACGGAGGAGGGGCCUUCUUGAUUCCAUACUUUUUGACGCUCAUAUUUGCUGGCAUGCCCCUGUUUCUGCUCGAAACGUCCCUCGGUCAGUACACAUCGAUUGGAGGGCUUGGGGUGUGGAAACUGGCGCCCAUGUUUAAAGGUGUUGGUCUGGCCGCUGCAGUGCUGUCUUUCUGGCUAAAUAUUUAUUACAUUGUCAUCAUUUCCUGGGCCAUAUACUAUCUCUGGUCCUCCUUUACUUCUGAGUUGCCAUGGCAAUCAUGUGGAAAUUCUUGGAAUACAGAUCGCUGUUACACCAACUACAGCAUCCCGAACGCUGUCAACCUCACCAGCGCAGUUCAGGAAUUCUGGGAACGUAACAUGCACCAAUUGACGGAUGGUCUGGAGAAACCUGGGGAGAUCAGAGCGCCUCUAGCCAUCACGCUGGCCAUCGCUUGGGUCCUGGUUUAUUUCUGCAUCUGGAAAGGUGUCGCAUGGACCGGCAAGGUGGUGUACUUCUCAGCGACGUACCCCUACUUUAUGCUCUUCAUCCUCUUCUGCCGCGGCAUCACUCUGCCCGGAGCCAUUGAUGGAAUCCUCUUCUAUAUCACGCCCAACUUUGAGAAGCUCAAGGAAUCAGAGGUGUGGUUGGAUGCUGCCACUCAGAUCUUUUUCUCCUAUGGGCUGGGGCUGGGAUCACUGAUUGCUCUGGGAAGCUACAACCCAUUCAAUAAUAAUGUUUACAGAGAUUCUGUCAUUGUGUGCUGCAUCAACUCGUUCACCAGCAUGUUCGCUGGCUUAGUCAUCUUCUCCAUUGUGGGCUUCAUGGCCAACGUGACUAAGAGGCCUAUAAUAGAAGUAGCAGCCUCAGGUCCUGGCUUGGCGUUCUUGGCCUACCCUGAGGCAGUAACCCAGCUGCCUAUCUCUCCUCUCUGGGCGAUCCUUUUCUUCUCCAUGUUGCUCAUGCUGGGAAUAGACAGUCAGUUCUGUACGGUGGAGGGCUUCAUCACUGCAUUGGUGGAUGAGUUCCCCAGGGCUCUGAGAGGAAGAAGAGAACUCUUCAUCGCUGCCGUCUGCCUGGUCUCUUACAUCAUUGGCCUGUCCAACAUCACACAGGGUGGGCUGUACGUGUUCAAGCUGUUUGACUACUAUUCUGCCAGCGGCAUGUGCCUGCUCUUCCUGGUCUUCUUCGAGUGUGUCUCCAUAUCCUGGUUCUACGGUGCUGAUAAGUUCCUUGCCAACAUUGAGGAGAUGAUUGGCUUUAGGCCCUGCCUGUGGUGGAAGCUGUGUUGGGUCGUGUUCACUCCUCUCAUCGUGGCUGGAGUGUUCCUGUUCAGUGCUGUCCAGAUGGUUCCUCUCACCAUGAACAACUACGUGUUCCCGGCCUGGGGACAGGGAGUAGGCUGGUGCAUGGCGUUGUCCUCCAUGCUCCUGAUACCUGGAUACAUGAUCUAUAUGUUCCUCAACCUCAAGGGGGAUUACAAAGAGCGUCUGCGGAUAAUGAUCCAACCCCCGAUGAUGGUGAGAGGAGAACGCCAGGAGAACGGUCCUGAGCAGACACCGGCAGCAGCCACUGAAGAGGCUUACAUCUAAACCCUGUUGUAUUCAGCCUGUCUCCAACUCUUUGCAGAAAACAACGUAAUCAAGGUGAAGCACAACCAAGGGAUGCAUUCCCAAAUGGAGUCCUAUUCUAUAUAUAGUGCACUACUUUUGAUCAGGGCCCAUAUGGACUACUACCUAAUAUAGGCCCUGGUUAAAAGUAGUGCACUAUAUAGGGAAUAGGACGUCAUUUGGGACGCAGAAAAGACCUUCCAUGUCUGAUAUCUAAUCACCUACCUCCAGGGGAAACGUGACCAACCUGAUUACAUUUUACUUUUCGUUUAUUUUUCAUUUAUUUUUAUUUAUUUGUUUUUAUUAGUUUUUUCAUUUGUUUUUGUCAACAGAAAUAAGAAAGUCAAACAGCUGUUAUUGUGAUAGUUUUGUGUUUCAUAUGCAAACAUGUUAGUCUUUCUAAGAUUGUUACCUAGAAAGUUACUAUAAUUUGAAUUAUAAUUUAAAUUUGGAGGCCCAAUGUGAUUCAACACUAACGUGCUAAUAUGAACUUAAUUCGUCCAUAAAAAAUUAAGUUAUUGUAAAACCGAGCCGUAGCCAGGGUCUGGGUUUCAGUGCGUCUGGAAGGGGAGGGGGGGGGGGGGGGGGCUAUUAGGAAUGACUUCAGUCGUUAUCACAUUGGUUAUUGUAGCUUCCUUCACCUCAGCGGAUCUACAAACACAUAGCCUGUUAGCUAUACAAUUAGCCGCGACACAUUAACUCACAUUAACUCAGCACCAGGAUAAAAAAAAUAUAUCAUGGAAUAUGUACAGAGGUAUCUGACAGCAGAAAAAACUAUUUCAUUAACAAAAGUCAACAAAUAUAGUUUUUUUUGCAGUUUUAUAGCUAAUCUACACAUUUUGCCAUGUUAAUAUGAUAUCUGAGCGAGUGAGCAAAUAAAAUCAAUUGGGGCCCCCUGGAGGUCAAGGCCCCCUGGAGGUCAAGGCCCCCUGGAGGUCAAGGCCCCCUGGGAAUGUGCCCUGCAUGCCCUGUCGGUAAUUCAGCCAUGAUUACUACACGUUUAGAUGAGUAAAUAGACUAAUUAACCAAUCUAAAAAGGUUUAACUGAAUUGGGCUAAUUGAGUGACUGUCACACAUAAAGAAAAUAUGCACAUUUUCACAUCCGUGGUGUGUUUCCACCUAAUAGACUUGUUACAGAUUAAACAAUCAGUGUGAGAUAGAAUAGUGCACAUAAAAAUAAAUUUUUGCAUUCCAGUUUUCAUGUACCGAAUUUUAAACAAUCAACUAAUGUUUCCAUUGCAUUUUCAACUCUACCAAAACAGUUUUGUCACAAAAAAAAAAAUGGUUGACUUAAAUACAAAUACCAACGGCUGACAGAUGCAGUGUGGGGCUAAUCUACAUAAUGAGAUUUUUUAUGGAUAAGAGCGAGAAUAUUUUUGUUUUGUCAAACAGCAGUCGAGCAUCGAUCAUCACGUCACCAGAAUAAGACCCCAGAUAUUUAUUAGAAAGGGAGCAUCAAGAUCAUCUUUCACCACCGUGUGAAGUUCAUCUUCCUUUAUUUAAUAGCAAGCCUAAUAAACUGCUUUCCCGAGUCGUAGUGGGGGAGGACCACACACCAUAUCAUCACGUGACUCCAAAUUUACUUCAAUAGGAUGGUUAUGAUAUAAAUAUUUGAGCGUCAAAGUGAUUUCCACCCACCAUUUCUCACAAAACACAUUUUACAGACACAAAAAAAACAUCCCACCAUGUUGAACGAAGAGAUGAUCUAUCGGCAUUGGACUGAAACUUCCUGUUUCCAUCACACCUGAUUUAUUGUAUUUUUUAUAUGGUAAGACAUUACUUGCAUAACAACCUUGGAUGGAGCAUGGUUUACUGACACAUAACAAGAGAGAAAAUGCAGAUGCACAACCAAGUUUCAGCAUUUCACCUUGUGUAUUCAACUAUUCUAAUUCUCAACAGUAAUUUGAGACCCCAAACAAGAGUUUAAAAAUAUAUAUAUAAAAACAUAAACAAAUAUCCAAUAUGAAAUCAUUAUUGAGGUUCGGACCUCGGUGUCCUCAUAUGUUGCUCUGAUUGUAAAAAGGAAAGAUACACAUUAAAAUCCGUAUCAAAGAGAUACAGAAAAAAAACGAUGUAUUAAAGUCAACAAAUUAAUUCAAUAUGAAAAUUGCAUAGUGGAAUUGAAUAUUGACCAAUCACAUCGAUGACCAUUAUGGGAAAGUGCAACCUGCAAAUGUCCAUAUCUUUUAUAUCACAAACAUGUAUAGUAACCUUUGAAAAGCACAAGGCCAGUAUGGAUCUCAGACCAUCUGGCAUGACAUGACUGUAGUACCUGUUACAAAACAACGCAGAUUACCGUUACAUACGAGAGACUGUUUUAGUUGUAUCUUUGUUUUUCUAAAGAACAAUAACUUUCUAUGUGUCCUAUAACUUGUUUUUAGAAUCCUCUGUAGGAUGUUUUUUGUAUGUGAGAGUGAGACGGACCAAAAUCAUACGCUGGUGAGAAGGGAUUAGCGCAAAACACUAAACGACAUGUGACACGGUCUAGAUUUACAAACGGAAAUGAGAAGCAUCCCUCACAUGCCGUCGCUGCAGAGAACAGGGGACAAUGAGAGGUAUUACUACAGAAGCAGCAUUUGAGCAGUGAUUGUCUAACAACUCCUAAUAACCCAGAUAUACUGUUUUACUGCAAUCAUGUUUACCACAUUUAGUGUCCAACUCCUCAGGAACAGCCGUGAAAAGCGACCAAAUGAUCUACUGAAACUACCGUGAUGAGAGUUGUGAACAAAGACUUUCCUUCCUUCCACCAGUCAGUCAGUUAGUCAGUCAUUCUAGUCGAAGCCAGAGCCAUGUAUUUAGAGAUGAGGUUUGUUAGUCAGUCAUUCUAGUCGAAGCCAGAGCCAUGUAUUUAGAGAUUAGGUUUCAGUUAGUCAGUCAUUCUAGUCGAAGCCAGAGCCAUGUAUUUAGAGAGAUGAGGUUUCUGCAAUAUGAUGCAUUAACUUGACAAUACAACAUUCUAUAGCAGCCAUGUUAGAACCCCAUUAACAUGACACUACAACAUUCUAUAGCAGCCAUGUUAGAACCCCAUUAACAUGACACUACAACAUUCUAUAGCAGCCAUGUUAGAACCCCAUUAACAUGACACUACAACAUUCUAUAACAGCCAUGUUAGAACCCCAUUAACAUGACACUACAACAUUCUAUAGCAGCCAUGUUAGAACCCCAUUAACAUGACACUACAACAUUCUAUAUCAGCCAUGUUAGAACCCCAUUAACAUGACACUACAACAUUCUAUAGCAGCCAUGUUAGAACCCCAUUAACAUGACACUACAACAUUCUAUAACAGCCAUGUUAGAACCCCAUUAACAUGACACUACAACAUUCUAUAACAGCCAUGUUAACUCUCCUUUAACAUUACAUGGGUAAUAUUUAAACAAUGCCAUCUAAAUUAAUAUGUAGAAUUAGAACAAUUAUUGACAAUUCUAACUGUUUAAAUAUAUGGCUCUGUUAAUAGCCAUAGUCUGUUGUUAUGACUGUACAGGUUUCCAAUGUCAUGAUCUGAGAGAGAAACCUUAUAGAUGGACUACAACCUAACCUGACCAGAAACCAACAACAGGCCAAUAUUAUUACUGAAAAUAUACCUUUUUUUCUUUUUUUUAAUUGAAAGACGAAACAUAUGAAUUAUCAAGUUGUUUGGCAAUAUAUAUAGAAAUAGAUUAAUAUAUAUACAGUAUAUGUAUAAAUAUAUUUAGUUUUAUUAUAUAUUAAUUCCACAAAAUGAUCAAAGAUGUAUUUCUAUAAAGAUUAAACUAGUUUGUUUCCAUGGCAGCUACAAAUGACACGGAUCUGGUUUCAAUGAGUCAUUUUGGUCUCUGCAAAGAUUAUAUAACUAAAAUGUGCAAUGAAUAAGGGUUCCAUUCAUUUUGUAUAAAGUUACCAUACUGCAGUUUUCUGUCUUCAAAUGAUGUUGUAAAACUCUGUGUUAUACGUGUAACUGUGGCCUCUGUGAAUUGUCCGUACGAUCUGAUCUGAUGUGUCUACAUGUUGAAGAAAAAAAACAUCUGUUUUCUGCAAUAAUAUGAUUCUCUCAGAAACUAAAGCACAUACAGUAUAUUUCUGAUAAGUAAUAUAAUACAAUUGCAAUAAUGAUAGUAGUAUAAUAAUUAAAUAAUAUAUACACUCGUCUAGUCAAAAGAAUCUUGUUUUGUAUAUUUCUACCAGUUUCAUGGGCCUAAUGUAAAAUAUUCUAUGUAAAAAAUAAAAUAUAUAAUAAAUGUCUUUAGAUGGUGUUAUAUGAAAAAAAGCAUGAUUGCCAUAUAUGUUAUCUGCAGAAGUAAAUAAAGAACUAUAGAUUAUAACGUCUGCUUUUCAUCAUGUCUAUAUUUGGGGGGGAUAUUAUCUUUUUGGUUUUAGAUGAACUAUUUUAUUAAAUGUAUCUAAUUAAAAGUGUAUUAUAUAUUGUAUUACAGAGAUUGAUUAUAUAUAUAUAUAUCAGUAAAAUGAUUAAAACAGGACUCUGAGACUCGAGGACAGUAUAGUACAUCCGUUGCAGAAUAAAAACACUGUUUUACAGUGCAUGGACAAAUGCAUGGACAAAUGGCAUUCUUCUACAGUGUGAAUCCUUUUAUACAGAUUAUACUUCUGAUUUAUAGUGGUGUGAUUGGGUGUUCACAUUGUAUUACCUUUCCUUUGAAUUAUCGUCUCUUAAAUCAUCUUAAAGUAUCGCUACAUAACAGGGGGACACAUAUUGUAAAGACUUGUUUUCAUGUCUGAUUAUUUAAUCCCUGUGUGGUGUUGAAUGUUGUUGUUAUUCACCCAAUGUUCACGGGUCUGAUGGACCCACAACAUUAUUGUUU
Oncorhynchus kisutch (coho salmon) is the source of this 7518-nucleotide messenger RNA. RefSeq names its product sodium- and chloride-dependent GABA transporter 1-like. The coding region runs from base 916 to 2703 and encodes 595 amino acids. The record is from RefSeq and is a predicted model, not a curated record. Lineage: Eukaryota; Metazoa; Chordata; Actinopteri; Salmoniformes; Salmonidae. Gene Ontology annotation, biological process: sodium ion transmembrane transport; neurotransmitter transport; nitrogen compound transport. The transcript has 15 exons. Gene Ontology annotation, cellular component: axon; cell surface; plasma membrane. Gene Ontology annotation, molecular function: gamma-aminobutyric acid:sodium:chloride symporter activity.